This is a messenger RNA of Anarrhichthys ocellatus (wolf-eel), 1599 nucleotides long. RefSeq names its product C-type lectin domain family 4 member E. The transcript has 7 exons. The record is from RefSeq and is a predicted model, not a curated record. NCBI's taxonomy places the organism in Eukaryota, Metazoa, Chordata, Actinopteri, Perciformes, Anarhichadidae. The coding region runs from base 382 to 1185 and encodes 267 amino acids.
UGCACUUUUAGAGUAGAGUUGCGCCUUUUGAAUCACAUCACACAGUAAAAUGCUUAAAAAGCACAUUGAGAUACACACCAACGCCUUACCACACAGCCACUAGAAUACUUAACAUGUGGUUUAGAGGAAGCAGAGAGACAGAGGAGAAAUCUUCAUGGGGAAGUGUUCUGUCUUUACCGAUUACAUGAGUCGUACUCGCUGGACACAGGUCUGGGAAAAUUUGUGGGUUUUAUUUUUUUUCAAACAAAACAAUAUUGACACAUUUCCUCUGCAUUGGCGUCUGCCUGACAACAGGUUACAUAACUACAUUGUCAGAUGAAUAGCCGGGUCUGAAAGACUUUCCCGGCAAAUCGAAAGUUAGAGAAAUAGAAGAGAGGAGCUAUGGAGAUGCAGGACAUCGCUAAAGAGAAGGAAAGAAGCAAAGAAGAUGAAGGAGCAAGUGAACCGAUGCUGGAGGUCAAAAUUGAAGAGGAAGCAGAAACGGACCACUACGCUAAACUACAAAGUCAAUCUGAGGACAUCUAUUCGGAAGCUGUACAUGGUGGCACUCCAUUUAAAACAAGAUCAGGCAAACAGACUGAGGGAAACACACGGGUGUACCGUGCUGCAUGUUUAUUCCUCACCAUAAUCUGCCUGGUCCUGCUGCUGGUCAUCAUUAUUCUCAGCAUGAAACUCCAAACUGGCUCCACAGUGUGCCCGGAGAGAGCGGAAACUACAGCAGUAGACAGGGGAGGUGCUCGAAACUGCAGCUAUGAGGAGUGCCUGGAUCUGUUCCCCAGCACUCAAGCCCAAGAUCCCUCUCUCCUGCCACAUCUGGGCUGUCGGCAGUGCGCUGAUGGGUGGCUGACUUUUGGCCGGUCUUGUUUUUACCUGUCCACCUUCAGGCUGAGCUGGGACGAGAGCCAGAGGAACUGCACCGCCAGAGGAGGAGCUCUGGCUGUUGUUACCAGCCGGAAAGUUCAGAAUUUUCUGACUGAGAAAAGUAAAAUGAUAUACUGGAUCGGGCUGAGAGAAAAAGGAGCCACAUGGACCUGGGUCGACAACACUGUGCUGCAAGAGAGUUACUGGGCAGAAGUUCCAUUAGAGGGGGAUUGUGGGAUCCUCACCAAGGACAAAUCACCUGAGAACUGGAUCAAAACUCCCUGCAAUUCCGUCUCCUACUUCAUCUGUCAGCUGCAGUUUUGACAGCAUAUGUCUCUCUUUUUUGAAACAGAGUAAUGAGCAAACCAAUCCUCUGUCAACAAGCAUCAACUCUCCUCCAUAACAUUUCAAAUCAUAUCUCUUUCCGCUUUAAUCAGGAAUAUCCAGCAAAGAAAGAUGAUGAAGCUUUUUAGAUGACAGUUUUAUAUUUAACACUUGAAGAGCUUUUAUAUCUGAUUGUAUUAUAAUAUACAUAUCAUACUUUGGUUUAGAAUUGUGUUGCCUAAUUUGUAUUCUAACAUGUCAGUUAUGCUUAUAAGCACUAAUCACUCAGGCUCUGUCUUAUCUGUCUUAUGAUUCUAUUAACUGCUGUCUGACUUUUCCACAAAUGAGGGCCAGUAAGUUUGUUUCAACAAAGUUUUAUUCUCAUAUAAAAACGUUCAUGCAGCUACACAAUAA